AUAAACUCAGAAAGUAAGCACCAUUUAGAUGCCAGUCACAACAAGAAAUUCACAGAAGUCUAUAUUGACUCAGGAAGAGGCUGAAGAUAAGGACGAGGUUGUAGAUGAGGUAGCAGACGAGGUUGAAGAUGAUGACGAAGACUUGUUCGACCCAACCGGUAGUGAACAGGAUGAGGAGGAGGAGGUUAGUAGCCAGGCAAAACUGACUCAAGGGACUGGACUUACACAAAAUUCAAGGGUCUCUCAGAGAACAACCAGGUCUUCUAAGAAUAGCUCAAAACUUAACUCUCAAGUGACCAUUAACUCGGAGAAGAAAGCUGCCCAAGUAAAGAAGACAGGUUCUGAAAAAGUUUAUGCCAAGAUUCGCUUAAAGGGUAGCGCUGAUCUCGAGAUUAAAGAGUUUGAUUACAGAGGAUAUGUUGAUACUUGAAACCUCUCCCAAUUUAAAGCCACAGAACAAGACAUCAGGAGCAUCAACUUUAUAAUUCAAAAGCAUGGCUAUAUUUUUGAAGACGAGGAAGAAAUCAAGGACUGGGUCAAAGAGCGAGAAUUACGCCUAAAAGUAGCGAAGGGGCUUUAUAAAGGCCAAGCUAAAGGAGCUAACUGCAAUCCAAUCCAAAGUUUCGAGUUCCAACAAGCCAUACUUAAAGAAGUCAGUAAGGUGAAGGAAGGGAAACAUGGCUCAGAAGGGCCUAAAGUCCGAAGAUCUAUCAGAGAACAGAAGAAAAAGAGAGAUGAAGCUUUUGAAUAUGAUAUUGAUAAUGACUCAAAGCUAAUAAAAGACGACUACAAACCUCGAGACGAUCAUGACAGUGAUGAAAUGCAAGAGCUCGAAGACCUUGUCGAUGAAAGAUCUAACAGAAGAUCCCUAAGGAGGCUCCUCCGAAACCUAAGAGGAAGAGAGGAAGAGGAGGAAGAGAAAGAAGAGAUCAAGGAAGAAAUUAAAGAACCAGCUAAAGAGUUUCCUGUUAAAGUGAAGAAAAAGACUAGAAAGAACCUUCGCGAACAGCAAUAUCAAGAUGAGAAAAAUCUUCAGAACAGAUUAAUAUCUUUAAUAAAGAUCGUUAUGAGCAAGAUUUCCAAAAUUAAAGAUCUUCCUGAGAUCAACUCUUUGUGUGAGGAAGAGCUUUCAAAAGUUAGGAAUUUUCAGUACGAGUCUUCAGGAAAUUUCCUAAAUGGUUUCAGAAAGAGCAUCACUGAAGAAUGAAUUAGAAUACUUCCAGAAGUAGAGCAUGACAAGCUUCGCUCCUUCAUUAAGUAUAUUGAUGUUUUAGUGAACAAUAUUCCAGACCAAAGCUUCAAGUUUAGCAUAGCAAGGAAGAAGAGGCAGGAUUUGGGCAUCAAAACUGACUCAGAAGAAGGUCCUGAUGGGGCUAAAAGUGAUGAAAAUGUUGUUCCAAAAGUAGUCCAAGACGAAGCUGAGAAGAAAAUAGCUGAACUUGAGGCUCAAGUCAAGAAACUUAAGAAUAUCAUCAAUAUUUCUGAUAAAAGUACCAAGAUAAUUGAUGAUGAAGCUGAAAUCUCGUCUGAAAGCGAGCAAGAGAAGCUAGUGAGGCCGCCCAUAAAUGACAGUUUUCGAUUUAAUCUAAAGCAGAAGUUACUUAAAUUAAAGAAAGAGGAAACUUGUAGAUUUAUCAGUUUCCUUGACUACAACAAUAUUAGUUGAUACGACAAGGAGACUCGGCGGUUAAAUCUUGACCUGAACAUCAUCCCUGAAAGGAUGAUCAGGAAGAUGGACAAUUUCUUAGAUAAAAUACUUAAUAACAAAGAAAGUGAGGUCCAGCAUUUGAUCAGUAAGAGUAGAAAGAGGUCUAUGAAGAGAGAAAAGAAGGGCUUGACAAACAAAAAUAAUGGAAGACUUUUCAUCAGAGCUAAGCAUAAUCCCCCAUCAGCAAGUACUUUGGAAAAGGUUAAAGAGCUAAAUCAGAAAAUCAAAGAAGAUAAUAUUUUAGAGUCCAGUUCAUCUGACUCUUCAAGCUCUGAUAACGAAAAAGAGCCUAAAAAUAACUCAGAUGAAGCUUUUAUAAGAUUUAAAAAGAAGCAGGAUGAAAUCAAAGAGAAAGAACAGCAAGAAGAAGCACAGAAGGCUAUCAAGAAGCAAUCAAAUAUUGGUUCGUUCUUGGUCAAAAAGAAGUUGCCAGAAACUCCUAUUGUGCCUCAUGAUGAAAGUUCGACUGGCGUGCAUGUAGAUUCAAACAAGGGGUCUUCCUAA
Molecule: messenger RNA, 2212 nt
Organism: Moneuplotes crassus
Lineage: Eukaryota; Ciliophora; Spirotrichea; Euplotida; Euplotidae
Source: the annotation of a GenBank genome assembly